Molecule: messenger RNA, 930 nt
Organism: Fraxinus pennsylvanica
Lineage: Eukaryota; Viridiplantae; Streptophyta; Magnoliopsida; Lamiales; Oleaceae
Source: the annotation of a GenBank genome assembly
AUGGCGGCAAAUGGACAGGGAGGAAUUGAGCCUGCUGUUCUAGAUUAUAUUAUCAACCGCCUCUUGGAGUUCAGGAACCCUAGGACACCGCACCAGUUACAGCUUUCGGAAAAUGAGGUUCGAGCUCUCUGUACCACGUCCCGCGAAAUUUUCCUCUCGCAACCCAAUCUUCUUGAACUCGAAGCUCCUAUUAAGAUCUGCGGAGACAUUCAUGGGCAAUAUGGAGAUCUUUUAAGGCUUUUUGACUACGGUGGACUCCCUCCUGAGGCUAAUUAUUUGUUCUUAGGGGACUAUGUGGACCGUGGCAAACAUAGUUUAGAGACAAUAUGCCUUCUUCUUGCCUACAAAAUCAAAUAUCCCGAGAAUUUCUUUGUCUUGAGAGGAAAUCAUGAAUGCGCUUCUAUUAAUAGGAUAUAUGGAUUCUAUGAUGAAUGUAAACGCCGCUUCAACGUGAAACUAUGGAAAGUCUUUACUGAUUGUUUUAAUUGCCUUCCUGUGGCUGCUCUUAUAGAUGAUAAAAUACUCUGCAUGCAUGGUGGUCUUUCUCCUGAUCUAACAAACUUAGAUCAAAUAAGAAAUUUACCUCGCCCAACUGAUAUUCCUGAUUCUGGUUUGCUUUGCGACUUGCUAUGGUCGGAUCCCACUAGGGAAAUUAGAGGUUGGGGGAUGAAUGACAGGGGAGUCUCAUACACAUUUGGUCCGGAUAAGGUGACUGAAUUUUUAAUGCAGCAUGAUAUGGACCUUGUUUGUCGUGCCCAUCAGGUUGUGGAAGAUGGAUAUGAAUUUUUUGCUGAUAGGCAGCUAGUUACAAUUUUUUCUGCUCCCAACUAUUGUGGUGAAUUUGACAAUGCCGGUGCAAUGAUGAGUGUUGAUGAAAGUUUGAUGUGUUCGUUUCAGAUAUUGAAACCCGCCGAUAGAAAGCAGUUCUAG